ACACAAGUUAUCAGGGAGGCAACCGAAAAGGCAGUUCAUCUUCUUACAUCUUUUCUUUAUCUACAAUCCCCUUUAUCCGUCCUGUAUGGUGGAUAUUAUUUUCAGCUCUUCUUUCUUGGGUGAUAUGGGGGAUCAUUCCAAAAAGAAGCCAGGAUUCGCGAUGUGUGUAGGAUGUGGAAGUCAGAUCCAUGACCAGUACAUACUGAGAGUCUCUCCCGAUCUGGAGUGGCACGCAGCCUGUCUAAAGUGUGCCGAGUGCAGCCAGUACCUGGAUGAGACCUGCACUUGUUUCGUCCGGGACGGCAAAACCUACUGCAAAAGAGAUUAUGUAAGGCUGUUUGGAAUAAAAUGCGCAAAAUGUAACCUGGGGUUCAGCAGCAGCGAUUUGGUGAUGAGAGCUCGGGAUAACGUGUACCACAUCGAGUGUUUUCGCUGCUCCGUGUGCAGCAGGCAACUCCUGCCGGGAGACGAGUUUUCCCUCCGGGAAGAGGAGCUGCUGUGCCGGGCAGACCACAGCCUGCUGCUGGAGAGGAGCUCCGCGGGAAGCCCCGUCAGUCCCGGACACAUCCACUCCAACAGACCGCUGCACCUGGCAGAUCCUGUAACGGUGCGGCAGGCCCCGCAUCGGAACCACGUCCACAAGCAGUCGGAGAAGACAACGCGGGUCAGGACCGUGCUGAACGAGAAGCAGCUCCAUACGUUGCGGACCUGCUACAACGCCAACCCGAGGCCGGACGCGCUGAUGAAAGAACAGCUGGUGGAGAUGACUGGCCUGAGCCCAAGGGUGAUCCGGGUCUGGUUCCAGAACAAGCGCUGCAAAGACAAAAAAAAAUCCAUCCUCAUGAAGCAGCUCCAGCAGCAGCAGCAGAGUGAUAAGACUAACCUGCAGGGCCUCACAGGGACGCCACUUGUAGCUGGAAGUCCUAUCCGACAUGAGGGCAGCGUGCAGGGAAACCCAGUGGAGGUUCAGACCUACCAGCCUCCAUGGAAAGCCCUUAGUGAAUUCGCCCUGCAGAGUGACCUGGAUCAGCCAGCUUUUCAGCAACUGGUGUCUUUCUCUGAAUCGGGAUCUCUCGGGAACUCCUCUGGCAGCGACGUGACUUCUUUGUCCUCUCAGUUACCGGACACCCCGAACAGUAUGGUACCCAGCCCGGUGGAGACGUGAAACGGGGCCCCACAGACCUAAUGGUCUUCCCUCCUGCAAGGACAGUUGCAGCAUGAUCCCGGUCCCUUGCAUGUGACCAGCUCAUCACAUCGUUUCAGUGGGGAGAGCGUUUUCUUUAUUUCCUGACAUGCAGGAGUUGGAACCAAGAAAGCACCGAUUGACUCCGAUUUUUUUUUUUUUUUUUGGAGAUUUCAUUGACAAAAAAACUAAGCAGGACAAUUGUUGCAUGACUUGAUACGGAGAACGAAGAUGUACAGAAGACCUCCCGAUGGAUAUACUACAACAAACCAUCCGCCAGAAUCAAAUCGGAAACAUUUCCAUGUUGAUCCAGAUGGACAUUUUGCAAUUUAAUGUGAUCAUAUUGUGUCUUGUUUCUUCAACAUGAGAAUUUUUUGAUACAUUAAUUUCGUUGUCCAGUUGACCCUUUGUCUUAAGGUCAGAGCAUGAUAAUCUGCAAAGUAUUCGUGUUGUAAAAUAUCUUAAGGGCAGAAUACAGGUUGUUUGAGCUUCUCGAACAAAAAGUAAAUUAUUGGUAUAUUAUUUAUUGUUAGGAAAGCGAUUCGUUAAGGGAUUAUUAACUGGUAAAAAAAAUAAAAACA
Molecule: messenger RNA, 1764 nt
Organism: Archocentrus centrarchus (flier cichlid)
Lineage: Eukaryota; Metazoa; Chordata; Actinopteri; Cichliformes; Cichlidae
Gene: isl2b
Product: ISL LIM homeobox 2b
Biological process (GO): axonogenesis; neuron fate specification; positive regulation of transcription by RNA polymerase II
Cellular component (GO): nucleus
Molecular function (GO): DNA-binding transcription factor activity, RNA polymerase II-specific; cis-regulatory region sequence-specific DNA binding
Source: RefSeq, a predicted model, not a curated record